This is a messenger RNA of Paramecium pentaurelia, 8793 nucleotides long. NCBI's taxonomy places the organism in Eukaryota, Ciliophora, Oligohymenophorea, Peniculida, Parameciidae. The record is from the annotation of a GenBank genome assembly.
AUGAAUAAUAAAUUCAUCAUACUCUCAUUGUUGCUUGCUUUAGUAGCAAGUCAAACAUACAGUUUAACAUCAUGCACAUGUGCAUAAUUGUUAUCAGAAGGAGAUUGUAUCAAGAAUUCUUCACUUGGAUGCUCAUGGGAUACAACAAAGAAAACAUGCGGAGUUUCAACAACUACUGUCGUUCCAACAGUGACAUAUGCAGCAUAUUGUGAUACAUUUGCUGAAACAGAUUGUCCAAAGGCUAAACCAUGUACUGAUUGUGGAAUCUACGCCGCUUGUGCUUGGGUUGAAGGCAAAUGUGCAUUCUUUACUGGAUGUACACCUUUUGCUAAAACACUUGAUUCUGAAUGUUAAGCCAUAAGUAAUAGAUGUAUUACUGAUGGAACACAUUGUGUUGAAGUUGAUGCUUGUAGUACCUACAAAAAAUAACUCCCAUGUGUGAAAAAUGCAUCAGGAAGCUUAUGCUUUUGGGAUAUAACAAACAACACUUGUGUUGAUGCUAACACUUGUGAUAAAUUACCAGCCACAUUUGCAACAGAUAAAGAUUGUAGAGAUGUGAUUUCUACUUGUACCACUAAAACUGGAGGUGGAUGUGUCGAUAGUGGAAAUAACUGCAGCGAUUAAACAUUAGAAAUUUAAUGCGUUUGGAAUAAAUUAAAAACAACUGCUUGCUAUUGGGAUGGUGCUGCAUGCAAAGAUAGAAUAUGUGAUAAUGCACCAAUUAGUUUGACAACUGAUGAUGCUUGCAAGACAUUUAGAACUGAUGGAACAUGCACAACAAAACCAAAUGGAGGAUGUAUCACAAGAACUACUUGUGCUGCUGCUACUAUUUCAGCCUCUUGCAUUAAAAAUAGUUCAAAUAGUGACUGUUAUUGGACAGGAACUGCUUGCCUUGAUAAAACAUGUGCAAAUGCUCCAAUCACAAUGACAACAAAUUCGGCAUGUGCAGGAUUUGUAACAGGAUGUAUCACUAAAACAGGUGGUGGAUGUGUUCUUAAUGGAGCUUGUUCUGUUGCUAAUGUUCAAGCAGCUUGUGUUAAAAACGCAAACAGUGUUGAUUGCAUUUGGGAUACAACUUGUAAAGAAAAAACAUGUGCCAAUGCCCCAACCACAAAUAUCACUCACGAUUUAUGUACUUCUUAUUAUUCUAUUUGCACUGUUAAGUCAGGUGGUGGAUGUUAAAAUAGAACAUGUACCAAUGCUCCAAUAACUUUGACAACAAAUGAUGCAUGUGAAGCUUAUCUAACAGGAGGUAAUUGCAUAACAAAGACAGGAGGUGGAUGUGUUGUAAAUACAACCUGUGCUGCAAUAACUUUAGAUGCUGCUUGUAUUAAGAGUAUUAGUUCUUAAACUUGCUUCUGGGAUGCUGCAAGCUCAAGCUGUAAAGAUAAAACAUGUGUGAACGCUCCAUCAACUAACACUACUCAUGAUCUCUGCUAAGCAUUCUUAACAACUUGUACAGUAAAUUCAACAAGCGCAGGGUGUGUCGAAAAAUCAUGUGAAAAUUCAUUGGUUUUGGCUAUUUGUGAUAAAGAUACAACCAAUAGAGCAUGUAUUUGGAAAGGAAAAUGUUACAAAAAAUAAUGCGUGUUAGCUUCAUCUGCUACCACUACUCAUGCUGACUGUUUCACCUAUCACUCUUCAUGUACUUUGAGUAAUUCAGGCAAUGGAUGUGCUCCACUUCCCCUUAAAUGCGAAGCUAUAACUAUUGAAGCUGCUUGCUAAAUAAAAUCUAAUGGUUCAGCAUGUGGAUGGAAUGGAUCUUAAUGUAUUGAUAAAGCAUGCUCAACUGCCUCUAAGACAUUCACAACUACCACAUAAUGCACAGGACAUAUAUCUACUUGUGUUGCUAAUAAUCCUGUAACUGUUAAUGGUUCUUUGACAAUUUAAGGAUGUUAAGAUUUACCAACAACAUGCGCAGCUAGAAAAUCAACAGAAAAUUGUGAAAUUACAAGAGUUGGAUCCCCAUCGUGUCUAUGGGUCUCAUCCUCUACCUCAUGUGUAGAAAAAUCUUGUGCAACUGCUAGUACUGUAGGAACAACUGGUGCAUUAUCAGGAGGAGGAUUCACUUUUUCUGGUUGUCAAACUUAUCUUAGUAGUUGUAUUUCAAACAAUACUGCUGAUGGAUGCAUGGCUAAGCCAUCUAGUUGUUCAUCUUUAGUUUCAACAAAUUGCAGAGAUGGAUCAAAAGCAAGUGGAGAUUGUUUUUGGAAUGGUAGUAGCUGUGUUGAUAAAACUUGUGCAAAUAUUAUUCUAACAACACAUAAUGGUUGUAAUAGUACAUUUAAUACGUGCACAGUGAAUAAUGGAGCAACUGCAUGUUAAACAUUGGCAACUGCAUGCACAUCUUAUUCAACCUAAGAAAAUUGUAAAUUUACAUCAACAAAUAAGAAUUGUAUUUGGACUGGAUUAGCUUGUAGAAAUGCUACUUGUGCUGAUACUCUGGAUACUACAGCUUUUGAUACUGAUUCAGAAUGCUUUGCUUAUUAAACACCAAGUGAAACCUGUACAGUUGUUUACAAAGUAGGAGCUUAAGGAUGCGUAUCAAAAUCAGCAAAUUGUUCAGAUUAUAUGACAUCAGCCUAAUGCCACAAAACUCUUGCAAAUUUAACAGUUAAUGAUGAUUGUAAGUGGAUCGUUGAUAAAUGCUAUGCAUUAUCCUCUUUUGCUACUGGAGCUUGCACAACUUUCAAAGGUACUCCAACAAUGUGUCAAGGGUAUAGAGCAGGAUGUACAAACACUGUAGGUGCAGCAUCCUCAGCAUCUUGUACUUUAGAUUGUACUUUAAAAACAGGAUCAGGCUUGACAUUUGCCGAUUGCUAAGCAUUAGAUUCUACUUGUUCAGUCAAAAAAGAUGGUACUGGUUGUAUUGUUAUUUAAUCUACUUGUGCUGGAUACGGGGGAACGGCAGCUAAUUGUUUCAGGUCAAGUGCAAGUGGAAAUGCAGGAUAUUGCGGAUUAAAUGGUUCUUCUACUUGUCAAGCCAUUACUGCGGCUGGCGAAUGUUCAUUUGUAAGUGGAUUAACAGGUUUGGAUCAUUCAAAAUGUUAACUAUAUCACUCUUCUUGCACAUCCUUAAAAGAUGGCACUGGAUGUUAGGAGUAAAAGUCAACUUGCUCAGUUUAUGCAACUGGAAACAAUUGUGCUAGCUCUGCAUAGGGUAAAUGUUACGAUAAUUCUACUGAUUGCUUGCGUUUUUCUAAUUGUGCCUCAGUUACUGGAACAGGAUUGACUAAUUCUAUUUGUUAAACUUAUGAAACUGGAUGCGAGGCUAAUGUUAAUGGAACUGCUUGCUAAGAAAAAUUAGCGACAUGUAAUGUUUAUUUAACACAAAAUUCUUGUUCAACCUCGACUGCAGGUCUUUGUGCUUGGAGUGGAACAGCUUGUCUGACCAUUGUCACUGCUAAUAUUAUUACUGAGUGUCCAUAUGUCACUGGAACUGGUCUUACAGAUACUAAAUGUGCAACAUAUCAUGCAAGUUGUACAGUAAACAGAGCUGGAACAGCAUGCCAAAAAAAAGAAGACCUUUGUGCUACAUAUGCUGCUAUCUAAGCAACCUGCUCAGUAUCAGCUGCAGGUCCUUGCGUAUGGAGCGGAACAGCUUGUCUGACCAUUAUCACUGCCAAUAUUAUUACUGAGUGUCCAUAUGUCACUGGAACUGGUCUUACAGAUGCUAAAUGUGCAACAUAUCAUGCAAGUUGUACAGCAAACAGAGCUGGAACAGCAUGCCAAAAAAAAGAAGACCUUUGUGCUACAUAUGCUGCUAUCUAAGCAACCUGCUCAGUAUCAGCUGCAGGUCCUUGCGUAUGGAGCGGAACAGCUUGUCUGACCAUUAUCACUGCCAAUAUUAUUACUGAGUGUCCAUAUGUCACUGGAACUGGUCUUACAGAUACUAUAUGUGCAACAUAUCAUGCAAGUUGUACAGCAAACAGAGCUGGAACAGCAUGCCAAAAAAAAGAAGACCUUUGUGCUACAUAUGCUGCUAUCUAAGCAACCUGCUCAGUAUCAGCUGCAGGUCCUUGCGUAUGGAGCGGAACAGCUUGUCUGACCAUUAUCACUGCCAAUAUUAUUACUGAGUGUCCAUAUGUCACUGGAACUGGUCUUACAGAUACUAUAUGUGCAACAUAUCAUGCAAGUUGUACAGCAAACAGAGCUGGAACAGCAUGCCAAAAAAAAGAAGACCUUUGUGCUACAUAUGCUGCUAUCUAAGCAACCUGCUCAGUAUCAGCUGCAGGUCCUUGCGUAUGGAGCGGAACAGCUUGUCUGACCAUUAUCACUGCCAAUAUUAUUACUGAGUGUCCAUAUGUCACUGGAACUGGUCUUACAGAUACUAUAUGUGCAACAUAUCAUGCAAGUUGUACAGCAAACAGAGCUGGAACAGCAUGCCAAAAAAAAGAAGACCUUUGUGCUACAUAUGCUGCUAUCUAAGCAACCUGCUCAGUAUCAGCUGCAGGUCCUUGCGUAUGGAGCGGAACAGCUUGUCUGACCAUUAUCACUGCCAAUAUUAUUACUGAGUGUCCAUAUGUCACUGGAACUGGUCUUACAGAUACUAUAUGUGCAACAUAUCAUGCAAGUUGUACAGCAAACAGAGCUGGAACAGCAUGCCAAAAAAAAGAAGACCUUUGUGCUACAUAUGCUGCUAUCUAAGCAACCUGCUCAGUAUCAGCUGCAGGUCCUUGCGUAUGGAGCGGAACAGCUUGUCUGACCAUUAUCACUGCCAAUAUUAUUACUGAGUGUCCAUAUGUCACUGGAACUGGUCUUACAGAUGCUAAAUGUGCAACAUAUCAUGCAAGUUGUACAGCAAACAGAGCUGGAACAGCAUGCCAAAAAAAAGAAGACCUUUGUGCUACAUAUGCUGCUGUCUAAGCAACCUGCUCAGUAUCAGCUGCAGGUCCUUGUGCAUGGAGCGGAACAGCUUGUCUGACCAUUGUCACUGCCAAUAUUGCUACUGAGUGUCCAUAUGUUACUGGAACUGGUCUUACAGAUACUAUAUGUGCAACAUAUCAUGCAAGUUGCACUAAUCUUAAAGAUGGUAUUGGUUGUUAAGAAGAAAAGGCUGCUUGUAAGGAUUACACAACAUAAAAUAAAUGCACUUCAUAAACAGCUGGUCCAUUAUCAUGUCUUUGGAUUGACAACUCCUGCUAUAAAAUUUCAGAUUCGAAUUGUAGUGGAAUUACAGGAACAAGUCUUGAUCAUACUUAAUGCUAAGCCUACAGCAUAGGUUGUACAUCAGUUUCUGAUGGAACCAGUUGUUAAGACUUCAAAUCAACUUGUGAGUAAUACCCAGGUACCAUUCUAGGUUGCACUAAGACUACUACCUCAAAAUGUUAUUUAUAAGGCUCUGUUUGCAUCACAAUUGCAAAUGUUACAACAGAUUGUGCUAAAAUAAUUGGAUCUGCUGGAGCUGUUACUUACGAAAUUUGUUAAUCAUAUAAUACAGGGUGUAGCGCAAAUAGAGCAAGGAGUGCUUGUGUCUAAUAAUAAGCCUUAUGUUCAGGAUACACCCCAAAUACAAGUUGUUAUAAAUCAGGGGCUGGUCUAUGUAUUGCAGGUACAAAUGCCGACACUACUUGUGUAGCAGCAUUGACUGCUGCAACUUGUGAGGCAGUAUACUUAGGAACAGGAAACUAUAGUAGUGCAAAUUGUAAUGAAAUGAAAGCUGGAUGUACUAAUAACGGAACAACUGCAUGUGUAGCAAAAACUUGUGCAAAUGCUGUAGUUACAUUUAAUCAUACAAAUUGCAAUAAUUAUCUCAAUACCUGCACAGUAAAUAGUGGAAACGCUGCAUGCCAAACUAUGGCAUCUAAAUGUGCUGAUUAAACUUAAGCUUCUUGCCUUUAUUCUGUUGAAGGAGAAUGUGUUAUAGUAGGAACAUCAUGCGUAAGAAAGACUUGUGAUACUGCAGCAACUGAUGCUACUCGAGAUGAUGAUACUGAAUGCUCAUCUUACUAGUAAUCUUGUACUGUUGCUAGAUUAGGAGCUUGUCAAGCUAGAGCAGCAUGUACUGCAUAUAAAUCUUUACUCUAAUGUAAAUUUAAUACUAGUGGAGGAAAAUGUUUUUGGAAUCCAACUAAUAAGACAUGUGUUGAUUUGAAUUGUGGGAAUAUUGAAGCAUCCACUUUAUACGAUACUCAUAAUGAAUGUGUAGUAGUUGAUACAACGCUUGCUUGCACAGUCAGAGCAACAAAUGGAGCUGCCGUUUAAGGAUGUAUGGCUCGAGGAGCAUGUAGUUCAUAUACUAUUGAAGAACAAUGUAAAACAAACGCAAGUAGUAGUAGUUGUGUUUGGAAUACAAAUGCUAAUUUACCAGCACCUGCUUGCCAAGAUAAGUCUUGCACUAGUGCUCCAACAUCCACAACAACUCAUAAUGAUUGCUAUGCUUACUAUAAUACUGCUACAAUAAAAUGCACUGUAGUUGCCACUCCAAGCAAUAGUGGUGGUAAUCCAACUUUAGGAGGAUGUUAAUAAACCGCUGCUUGUUCAAGUUAUAUUGAUAAAGAAUAGUGUUAAAUCAACACCAACGGUGAUUUAUGUGGAUGGAAUGGAACAUAAUGUGCUGACAAGUCAUGCGCUACAGCUCCUGCAACUGCAGAUUAUGAUGAUGAUACCAAAUGUAGAGCUUAUUUCACUAAUAAGUGUACAGUCUCAGAUUCUGGAUAAGGAUGCGUAGAUAUUCCUGCAACUUGUGAAACAAUGACAUAGAAAUAAUGUUAUUUUAAUAAGGUUGGAGAUCCUUGUUAUUGGACAGGAACAGCUUGUAUUACAAAAUCAUGUGACAAUGCACCAGAUGCUACAGCUACAGCAGAUGAAUGCAAUACCUAUUUGGCUGGAUGUACUUUAGAUAAUGUGAAAUGUAAAACAAAAAUUUGCGAAGAUUUUGCUUUUGCUACUGAUGCUUUAUGUAAACAAGCUAUAUCUACAUGCACAACAAAUGGAACAAAUUGUGUUACAAGAGGUUCAUGCUUCUAAGCCUUAAGUCUAUCUGGAUGUGUCACAUCCUCAGCAAAUUAAUAAUGUGAAUGGAUAUCAGCUGUUUUCAAUGCAGCAAAUGUAAUCACUUCUCCUGCUUAUUGUACAAUUAAAAAUUGCAGCACUGCUCCAAUCACUUUAACAAGUGAAGCUGCUUGCGCUGGGUAUUUUACUAAUUGUACAACAAAGAAUGGUGGAGGAUGUAUUUCUAAAUCAACCUGCUCAGCUGUCACUAUUGAUGUGGCUUGCACAACUGCUUUGAAUGGUACUGUAUGUGCCUGGGAUAGUGCAUAAAAUAAAUGCAGGGAUAAAGAUUGCUAAGAUUUCAGCGGCACUACUCAUGCUGCAUGUUAGGCCUAAAGAACUGGAUGCACAGCUGGGGCUAGUGGAAAAUGUGCUAGAGUAUAAAAUUGCGAACAAACUCCUGUCAGAGCAGCUUGUAUCGAAGGAACAAAUGGACCAUGUUUAUGGAUUGACAAGUAUCCAAAUACUGAUGGAACUAAAGGGGCUUGUUUCAGAUACACAUCAUGCAAAAGUUUAACUUGGAAUAGUGAUAGUUCAUGUAAAUGGAUAAGUAACAGAUGCACAACUAAUGGUUCAAAUUGCGUCGGAAUUACUUAAUGUUCAGAAACUAAUACUGAUGGAGGUUGUGUCACUGGAUACGACGGAGCUUGUAUCCAAUCAGUACCAGCCUUGAAUUCUUCAGAGCCAAAAGUAUGUAAACCUUACACAUCAUGUGCUGAUGCUUUCUAUACAACUCAUUCAGAUUGUUAAAUUGCUAGUAGUAAGUGCACAACAAAUGGAACAACUGGUUGCAUUGCUUUAGGGUCAUGCUCAUCAUAUACUGCUUAGGCUGGAUGUUACUUCAACGAUAAGGGAACUCUAUAUACAUCUGGAGCUAUUACAUCUACUGGUAUUUGUACUUGGGAUACUACAUCUAGCAGUUGCAGAGAUUAAUCUUGUACUGAUUUAACAGGCACAACUCAUGCAACAUGUUCUUCAUAAUUAUCAACCUGCACAUCAGAUGGAACUACUUGUUUACUUAAAGGAGCCUGUACAUCAUACACAACUUAAACUGCUUGCACAACAGCAGUAGGAUCUGAUGGAGCAUGCUACUGGGAAUUAGCAUCUGCUACAAAUAACAAUACUGCCAAAUGUAGAUUACUUACUUGUGCUGAUAUUCAAAAUGGAACAGCAACCAACGUUUGUUCUGUAGCCUUGUCAACUUGUGUUUCAAAUGGAACUCUAUGCAUUCCAAAAGCCAAUUGCUCAACAUACACAUCAAAGAUAGCAUGUAAUUCAGGAGGUUUGGAUGGUAUUUGUGUAUUCACCUAAUCAACAGCAACUGGAGCUGCUGCUGGUACUGGAACCUGUGCAUUAAUGACUGCAUGUACCGUUGCUAAUAAUGAUUAAACAGCAUGCUAAGCUGGCAGAGAUAGAUGUUCUUGGACUGCUGCUUCAGGAACUGGGACAACUGCAGUUGCUAGUAAAUGCGCUACUCAUACUUGUGCUACAAAUUAAGCUACAAACGGAGCUUGCACAAGAUUCUUAAAUUGGGAUAAAAAGACUUAAUAAAUUUGUACUCUAGUAAGCGGAGCUUGCACAGCAACAGAUCCAUCAACAUUGUCUUCUAAUGAUUGCUUCUUAGUUUCUGGAUAUACAUAUACUUGGAAUGCCUCAUCAAGUAAAUGUGGAGUUUGCACAGCAGUUGUAGUUUAACCAAAUACAACAGACAAUAAUACCAACACUACAAAUAAUAACACAACAACAGACUCAGGAUACAUUCUUGGAUUGUCUAUUGUUUUAGGAUAUCUUAUGUUGUGA